GAACAGGACUAGUUGUCCGGAAAUGCAUCAUCAUCAUGCGACGCGGCGUGCGAGCUCACGAAGGACGCCAGGGAUAAAAUUGGCAUGAAAUGAAACGGAGAAAGCUCUUGUAGGAAUGAUGGCGGUGUCUUGUUUGGCUCGAGCCCUGCGGUCCCUCUCCGUCUCCCAGCCUGCUCUGUUGUCGUCUCAGGUCCAAUUGCGUGUUGGGGCGUGUGCUCCAGUGUUAUUGCAACUGGGUGCAUCCAGGGCAGCGCCUUGCCGUGGCUUCCUCACCACAGCAUCUCUGGAGCAGAACAGAACUUGGUGGAAGCAGAGGGAGAAGUAUUCAGUCAGACCAAUGGGGAUGAAAAAGACAGGAGGAAGAGAUCACACAGGUAAAAUCAGAGUACAUGGUAUCGGCGGCGGUCACAAACAAAAGUAUCGCUGGAUUGACUUCCAGCGUCUGCGCUAUGAGGAAGAUGGAGAAGGGCAGCCAUUUGACGAGAAAGUUGUUUACGUGCGAUAUGAUCCGUGCAGGUCAGCUGACAUCGCCCUGGUGGUUGGAGGUAACCGCAAAAGAUGGAUCAUCGCUACAGAGAACAUGCAGGCUGGAGACAUCAUUAAAACAUCGCCCGUCAUUGGACGCAUGGCAGUGUCAGCAAAUGAGGGUGAUGCCUACCCACUGGGAGCACUUCCUAUGGGCACCCUGGUCAACAAUCUGGAGGUACAACCUGGGAAAGGGUCAGAGUAUAUUCGGGCUGCAGGAACAAGUGGUGUUCUCCUUCGUAAAGUAAAUGGAACAGCCAUUGUUCAGCUUCCUUCAAAGCAGCAGGUUCAGGUACUGGAGACCUGCAUGGUAACAGUGGGCCGUGUGUCCAACGUGGACCACAACAAAAGGAUCAUCGGCAAAGCGGGCCGCAAUCGCUGGCUGGGCAUUCGGCCGUCGAGCGGGCUGUGGCAGAGGAAGGGCGGCUGGGCAGGACGCAAGAUUAAACCGUUGCCUCCGAUGAAGAGUUACGUCAACUUGCCCUCGAUCUCUGCUAACUGAAUAUGACACAUGCUUCAAAUAAAGGAAUGCUUGUUUGUACAGAAGAUUAAAAAUUUUAUUUAAGACAA
Molecule: messenger RNA, 1095 nt
Organism: Phyllopteryx taeniolatus (common seadragon)
Lineage: Eukaryota; Metazoa; Chordata; Actinopteri; Syngnathiformes; Syngnathidae
Gene: mrpl2
Product: mitochondrial ribosomal protein L2
Exons: 8
Coding region: 116-1027 (303 amino acids)
Biological process (GO): cytoplasmic translation
Cellular component (GO): ribosome
Molecular function (GO): structural constituent of ribosome; RNA binding
Source: RefSeq, a predicted model, not a curated record